This is a messenger RNA of Botrytis cinerea B05.10, 3048 nucleotides long. RefSeq lists its product as hypothetical. The transcript is spliced from 4 exons. The record is from RefSeq and is a predicted model, not a curated record. Lineage: Eukaryota; Fungi; Ascomycota; Leotiomycetes; Helotiales; Sclerotiniaceae. Gene Ontology annotation, molecular function: monooxygenase activity; oxidoreductase activity, acting on paired donors, with incorporation or reduction of molecular oxygen; iron ion binding. The coding region runs from base 1023 to 2948 and encodes 641 amino acids.
GGUCCUGCAAGUAGUAGAGUAGCCUUGUUGUUACGAUCGACUGAGGGUAAAACAUCCAAUAAGAUGUGAUGUUUUUCCCAGAGUACAUGCAAUACGAAAACGAAUUCGAAAUAAAUUACAGAAUGUGCAAUACUGCGGACGUCAUUCAUUUCGAUUUCGUACAUCUGUGGCAAAGGGAUACCCAUCACUUUCUCCCAUCCCAAGUAGGCACUCUAUCAAAGAACGAACGCCCGGCUCGUCUUGCCAAUUACCAUCUCGUAACGUUGCCAUUCCCUAGCAAUUACGGACGGUGUGUACUCAGGCUUGUGGUCGAUGAGGGUCAGCUGUGUUUGAGAUCUGCCGAAUUUCCUCACCAAAAUCAAUCACAACUCACUGUUUCCAAUAAUCAACAGCAAAUCGAUUGAAAAAUGUGUUCCAGAUGUCGUGGACGUAUUCAAUAAGAAAGUCGUUUAGAUAUCGAACAAGUUUCUCAGAAUAAUUUUAUUCGAUGGUUAUGAGAAGUUGCCAUCGAUAUAUGAACUCCCACAGUGGUUCUGGGGCAUUUUGAGAUUCAACCGCACUCUCUGUAUGGUAGUAAUUGCCAUGCACAUAAAACCAAACUCGAGACGUUUUGUAUGGUUUGGCCAUCGGAACAAGACUCAGAGACAGCAACAUCAUACCAACAUUCUAGAAACGCUCAUUGGUUGAAACAUCAAUGAAUGCGGCUUCUCUUUCCAUAUGUUUGAACGGCAAAGCCAGAGUCCGAGAGGUUAGGUCCUUAUUUAAGUGGCAUCUAAUAAUCAAGGCAAACUGCCUGCCCCCUUUAAUACUGGAGAAGUUGUCUUCCCUCUACUUCAUGACAGAUUGACAUUCUCCUUCAAUUUCCAAUGUUAUCGACACUUAUAUUUGCUGAUAUUUCCGAAUUCUGGUAAUCUUGCCAAACCCUGACCUCGCCUCACCUCACCUCACUGUAGAGCCAUUUGCUUUUUGCAGCGGUACUUGUUCUACAUUAAUAAAACUGGACCGUGCUGCAUAUCCUUGAGAUGAUUCCACUCUUCACUCUUGUUUUGGCUACACUUCCAAUUUAUUGGGUGUAUUCUAACAUAGCAGGAUUACAAAAGAACAUUGCAGCUGCCAAACGUUCAGGUUUGCCAUAUGUGAUAACCCCGAUUAGUCUUUACAAUCCAUUUUGGCUGAUAACUCAUCGUGUAUGGCUACCUUUCAUCAAAAAGCUGCCCACAACAUGGACAGAGAGCUGGAUUGAUUAUAUGACACCGGAUUGGUGCUGGGAGAAACUUUACCAUCCAUUUGCUAAAAACGGCGAUGCAUUUUUAACUGUGUCCCCUGGAUCGAUUCUUGGAUUUGUCUCAAACGCAGAAGCGACUCAUCAGAUCACGAGUCGCCGAGAGGCCUUUCCCAAACCUCUUGAGUCGUACCGUAUUCUCGAGAUAUUUGGUCGUAAUGUUGUAACGACCGAAGGAAUUGAAUGGAGGGGGCAUAGGAAGAUAUCUUCACCAAGUUUCACCGAAAAGAACAACGCGCUAGUGUUUGCAGAAUCUUGUACACAAGCACAAGGGAUGUUGAGAAGAUGGCUAGGUCCCAACGGGAACGGGAAUGUGACCUUGAAAGAAGUUCCUACUGAUACAAUGAGAGUUACAUUGCACAUUAUAAGCAGGAUUGGAUUUGGGGUUCGUCUAUUAUGGCCAGGAGAGAAAGCGAGGAGCAAGGAACAAGAAUCCGUUUACAGCAGUAACGAAGCGCCCGAAGGCCACACGAUGAGCUUCGAGAGAUCUUUGAGUACCCUUUUAGAGACUUUAGUCUGGGUGCUAUUUCUUCCGAAAUGGCUGCUGAGAUUAAUGCCUUUUGAUUCCGCUCACAAAGCACUGGAAUCUUUUGAAAAUUUCGGCCAGUACAUGAACGAGCUGUUUGCCCAAAAGGCUCGGGAUGCUAUGGAGAGUAAAGGAAGUGAAGGCAUGGACAUUAUGGGCUUCCUGGUAAAGAGUUCAUACGGCCCUUCAAGUGCGGCGGGGUCUAAUAAAGCGUCGCCGGACCGAGUUGAGAAGGGCCAAGCCAACAAAGUCGCUCUUUCGGACUCGGAAAUUCUUGGAAAUGCCUUCGUCAUGAUGGUCGCUGGUCAUGAGACGACCGCGAAUUCGGUUCAUUUCUGCCUUGUAGAAUUGGCAAUUAGGCCUAGAUCGCAGCGACAAGUUCAAGAAGAAGUGCAGAGGAUCUUUGGCGAUGAAUCUCCUGAGACCUGGGAUUAUGAGAAAAAUAUAAACGACCUCAUGGGUGGUAUGGUCGGAGCCACACUCAAUGAACAACUUCGCCUCAUGCCUCCUGUGGCUAAUAUUCCUAAAUCAGUCGGUCAAGGCCACGAUCAAACUAUUUUUAUUGAUGGAAAGAAAAUCAUUCUCCCUGCUGGAGCCCAUAUCAACCUUAAUACUAUAGGUCUCCAUCGAAAUCCUAGGUAUUGGCCAACCGAGCCCUCAAAACUUACCACACUGAAUAAUGAUCUCGAUGACUUCAAACCCGAGAGAUGGCUCGUUAAGCAAGUAGGGAAAGACGACAGCGCCAACGAAUCCUCUGAGGAUGAUGAUUUUGGUGGAUUCACAGGGAAAACCACAUCUGAAGGAUUAUUCCGCCCAGUCAGAGGUUCUUACAUUCCUUUCUCCGAUGGCGCCCGAUCUUGCUUAGGUCGAAGAUUAGCCCAGGUUGAGGUCAUGGGCGUGCUUGCUGUGGUUUUGCAAAAGUACUCAAUGGAGCUUGCAGUCGACGAGUGGGCUACGGAUGAAGAAGUUCUGGGGAUGUCCGCUGACGAGAAGAGGGAAUUGUAUGGUAAGGCGCAAAGGAAGGCGAGAGAGACGAUCAGAGGGGCUACGUCACUCAUCACUUUGAAACUUCACCCUGGUUUUAUUCCGGUACGACUGGUAAAAAAAGGGGAAGAACGCUUUGUAAAUAUUAUAGAUUAGUGUUUUGGCCGUAUGAUACCAGACUGUUCGAUAGUCAUCGUCUGAUGCAAUGGGAAAGAAUAGCAAUAAAAACUAUUUCAAAAUUUACAUUCUCAACACA